AUGGCUCAUUAUGACUCGUUGGAUGACAAGGACUCCGUGGAUAUUCAUGACAACCCACCACUCCCUGAUAACGUGGUGAGGGAGGAGGACAACACGGUAUAUUUUGUCUACGACGAGGAGGUAGAAGAAGAAGAGAAAGAGGAACCUCCUCCCCUAGAACCAGUUAAACCAGUCAACGACAAACCACACAAGUUCAAGGACCACUAUUGCAAGAAACCAAAGUUUUGCGACGUCUGUGCACGCAUGAUCGUUUUGAACAAUAAGUUUGCACUGCGAUGUAAGAAUUGCAAAACCAGCAUCCACCACCAGUGUCAGUCCUACGUGGAGUUCCAGAGGUGUUUUGGCAAAAUUCCUCCAGGAUUCAGAAGAGCUUACAGUUCUCCUCUGUACAGCAGUCAGCAGAAUGCCACAGUAUCUCAGCUCCUGCCUUUUUCACAGUCAAACCGCACUGACCCUGUGUUUGAGACGCUGCGGAUCGGUGUGAUCAUGGCCAACAAGGAGCGUAAAAAAGGGUCGGAGGACAAGAAGAACAUGAUGAUGAUGAUGAUGGAGGAAGAUGAGUCCCAGCCCAAACAGGAGGAAGAAGGAGGUGAAGGAGCAAACACAGAAGGAGACAAAAGAGGAGACAAAGCUCCUGCUGAUGACAAGAAUAAAAAGCUUCAGCCAGGGAAGAUUGGUGUGUUCAGUCAGUCUCACUACUAUCUGGCUCUCUAUCGCUUCAAGGCCAUAGAGAAAGACGACCUGGACGUGCAUGCUGGGGACCGCAUCACAGUGAUAGAUGACUCCAAUGAGGAGUGGUGGAGGGGGAAGAUCGGCGAGAGAACAGGCUUCAUACCUGCCAACUACAUCAUCCGAGUGCGAGCAGGAGAGAGGGUCUACAAGGUGACUCGCUCCUUUGUCGGCAACAGAGAGAUGGGCCAAAUCACUCUGAAGAAAGACCAGAUUGUGGUAAAGAAGGGUGAGGAGGUGAACGGCUACCUGAAGGUCAGUACAGGACGUAAGCUUGGCUUCUUCCCUGCCAACCUGCUGCAGGAGAUAUGA
Molecule: messenger RNA, 1041 nt
Organism: Seriola dumerili (greater amberjack)
Lineage: Eukaryota; Metazoa; Chordata; Actinopteri; Carangiformes; Carangidae
Gene: stac3
Product: SH3 and cysteine rich domain 3
Exons: 12
Coding region: 1-1041 (346 amino acids)
Biological process (GO): positive regulation of protein localization to plasma membrane; skeletal muscle contraction; positive regulation of voltage-gated calcium channel activity
Cellular component (GO): extrinsic component of cytoplasmic side of plasma membrane
Molecular function (GO): protein binding
Source: RefSeq, a predicted model, not a curated record